AAUGCGGGAUCUUCAUCGGCAAAGGUUUCGCAAAGAUAUCUUCAUCAAUUGGUGAGUUCCUGAGUUGCUUCUUCUCCUUUUGCAUUGCCUUUAGCUUCUGGAAUCCAUGAUUUGCUUUCUCCGCAAGACAAUCCCUUUUCGAAGGCACAUUUUCAACCCCAUUUCUCCAGAGACGGCACUCCCAGAACUGCUUUGUCUUCAUCAACAGUGGCCAUCUGCGAGGUACUGUAAUUCAACGCAUCAAGUAGGCAUUCUUUCACUGUCUUGUAUCUCAUUGACUCAUGAGGCCUCUCACCCGAAGAAGCUGCUUCAGCUUCUAAGUGUGUCAGCUUCGAAUCGCGAGAGAAGCUAGAUUUGGUAAUCAAUUUCCUCAAGAGUCAAGGACUGUCCCAACCCCAGAUUCGUCGUUUCGUUAGGGAUGUCCCAAAGCUUCUUCGAUCUAAUCCUCAGAAAACCCUUCUGCCAAAGAUUGACUUUUUCAUAUCCAAUGGCGUUUCGAGCUCAGACAUCCCUAAGCUCACAUGUAGUUGCCCUAUCAUCAUGUCGAGAAGCUUAAGUAAGCAGCUCAUUCCUUCCUUUGAUUUCUUUCGAGACUUGUUUAAAUCUGACGUCAAAUUUAUUCAAGCUAUCAGAAAUUUCUCAGGGGAUUAUGGAGGAAGUGAAGGAAAUGGGAAUUAGUCCUUUGAUGAUAAACUUUUGGCAGUUGCUGUAUUGGCAUCAGUAAGCAAAUCCACAUGGAGAAAAAAGGCUCAUGUUUAUAAGAAAUGGGGCUGGUCUGAGGAUGACAUUCUUGCAGCAUUUAGAAAGUAUCCAUUUAUCAUGAAGCCAUCAGAAGAGAAGAUUGAUGCAGUGCUGGGUUUUCUUGUCAACAAAUUGGGAUGUAGAUCUUCCAUUAUUGCUAAAUAUCCAUGGGUUGUUGCGUUCAGUAUGAAUCGACGAAUUUUGCCGAGAGGUGCUGUGAUUGAGGUUUUGUUGUCAAAGGGUCUGGUUCAAACGAAAAGUUUGCCACUGCUAUUUAUGUACCCUGAAAACAUCUUUCUGAGAAAGUCUAUCAUGUGUCAUGAGAAGGAAGCUACUGAGCUAUUGAAGCUGUAUCAGGAUAAAUUGGAGCUUGCAAGGUGCAUGAAGAAUGGAAAGGGCUUACAGAGCGUACAAGCGAUUUUUGGCGACUCGUCACUUACAUUACAAGCUAACUGUUCUCGUCUUUUGGCUGCCUGACGCACUAAACUCUUUGAGUCUUGACCGCAUUUUUGCUUCACGCCCUUGCUCGACUGCUGUGUUAGGAUUUUCUUGUCCAAUUGGAAAUUGAUUUAACUGCAAAGAGAGUCUCUGCCAUAGUGGUCUUCUAGUCACCAGGCAAAAUUUGCUUGUUAUUGGGGACAUUCUACAGAGAUUGCAAGGUAAACGAUGUAGAAAUUCUAGAAGGUUACAAUAUUGUAAUUUUGAGCGUGUUUGUUGGAUUUUCUACAACCAGUGUAGAAUAUCCUUUAGACUGCACUGAUUUUUAGCCUGAUGUAAAAAUUGUCUUUUUUUUUUCAUUGUAAAAAGUCUUUUAUGUAUUAGUGAGUGUGUGAGCUUUUUACUUUAUGUUUUUUCAUUCCAUAUGGUCCAAUGUCAAAUUAGAACAUUUAAUUAAUUUUUGCUAGA
Prosopis cineraria is the source of this 1647-nucleotide messenger RNA. RefSeq lists its product as uncharacterized. The transcript is spliced from 3 exons. The record is from RefSeq and is a predicted model, not a curated record. Bases 820 to 1218 code for a protein of 132 amino acids. NCBI's taxonomy places the organism in Eukaryota, Viridiplantae, Streptophyta, Magnoliopsida, Fabales, Fabaceae.